This is a messenger RNA of Cyanidioschyzon merolae strain 10D, 2625 nucleotides long. Its product is annotated as adaptor-related protein complex 3, delta subunit. Bases 1 to 2625 code for a protein of 874 amino acids. Gene Ontology annotation, biological process: Golgi to vacuole transport; protein targeting to vacuole. Gene Ontology annotation, cellular component: endosome membrane; membrane coat; AP-3 adaptor complex. Lineage: Eukaryota; Rhodophyta; Bangiophyceae; Cyanidiales; Cyanidiaceae. The record is from RefSeq and is a predicted model, not a curated record. The transcript has a single exon.
AUGAACCUGUUCGCAGACCCGCCUUUAACUGCAUUCGUGAAGGCGCUUCGUUCGCACCAGCACGAGGAGUUGUCUUUUGUGCAAAAGCAGCUUGAGCUGCUUCGAAGCGAGUGCGAGGACCGCGAUCCGGAAAAGAAAGCCUGGGCCUUGCUGAAGCUGACUCACCUGAACCAGCACCUACUAGCAGGCGACCUAUCGUUCACCGCUUUUCCUAUCGUGGAAACAGCCACUCGGUCUGUUCUAUGGCAAAAACAGGUCGGAUUGCUUGCUGCGAGUCUGCUCUUCCAUUCUCAGACUCCGGAGACACUGCUACUCGCGAAUCAAUUGAGAAAAGAUCUUCACAGUGGCAACCGCAACGAACAGGCGCUUGCGCUGACAGGGUUUGCGGGUUUCGCCUCCGCGGACCUCGCUGAGGCUUUGUGGCCCGACGUUGCAGCGCUGUUCACGAGCGCUCGUCCGUACCUGCGUAAGCGAGCAGUGGUCGCCUUCCAUCGCAGCGUUCGUCAGUGCCCAGAGGUGCUGCCAGCGUGCUGGCCUCGCUUUGUCAACCUCCUGCAGGACGCCGACCCUUCCGUGGUCUGCGCAUCAGUCACCGUUGCACUCGAAGAGGUGCAUACGUAUCCAGAACUGUUUAUACAAGUGAUUCCCCGUUUUUAUGAAAUCGCCAGCCAGGGCGGUAGCAAUUGGUUGCUCAUCAAAGUCCUGAUGGUUCUCGACGCUCUGUGUGCACAUGAACCGCGUCUACCAAAGAAACUCGCAUCUUUGGUGACAAGCAUGAUAGAGGCAACCCAGGCCAAGUCGUUGGUGUUCGAAUGUUGCCGAGUCGCAUGUCGUCGCUUGGCCGAUGACGGCCAUUUGCUCUGUGUUGCCAUUGCUCGUCUAAUUGCGUUUGUUGAGGGUACCGAUCAGAACCUUCGAUACUUGGCGCUGAAAGUACUCCGCAAUGUUGUCGAGUACCGGCCAUCGAUCAUUUCGCAGAAACAGUUGCAAGGCGUUCUCAACGAGUUACAGAACAACGACAUCCUGGUGCGGCUUGCAGCGCUAGAAUUGCUUUCGAGCAGAGUGCAUACUGCCGAUGACUUACGAUGCCUGGCUCAGAGCAUGGAGCGGAUGUCGCUGUUAGAGCCCGCACCGGGGCGGGCCCCGAACCGGGACACAUCCGAGGAGCUGCGAUUUCGCUCGAUGUUGUUCAGUGAGCUGUGGCGAUGCAUUCGAAGGGUGUUUCCGGAUGGAUCCACUGAUCUGGCAGAGGCAGAUGCAGCGUGGUUGCUUGUGUCCAUCGUUCGCCCGGCGCUUGUUCGGGCAUCACAACUCGAUGAGAAAAACGUGGAGCGGUUUGCGGUGUUGCUUUGGAAGCUUGUUCAAUUACAUGAAUCGCUACGCGGAUCUGCAGCGGCUGUGUGUCGUCAGGUUCUCGACCGCUGCCUCUCGGAAUCACACGAUUGGAUCCGGUACUACGGCGCUAUUCGAGUUUGUGUUUGGAUACUGGGCACCAGUCUUGAAGGUGUGAACGACUCGUCUCGUGCCGCCAAUGACCUGGAACGACUCACGGGACUGUUCCAGCUUUUCGAAUGCGUACGCACGGGCGACGAGGAAUUGGACAGUUUCGCAGCACUCCAGACGACGGUGCUGCGAACAUUGCGCUUUUGCUGUGAGCAUUUGCAGGCUGACUUUUCCUUGCAAGUCAGAGAGCGCCUCCAAAGAAUCGUUCUAUUGAGUCCAAGCGCCUUUGAGGAGCACUGGCGCCUCCUGGGCAUCCAGCGAGACGUCCAACGCCGAGCGGGAGAGAUCACUCGUCGCAGCGCCCCGCACCCCGGGGCACUCCAAGCGCUUUUGCGUUCGCUGCCCGCUCUCUCGUCACACGAACUAUCCGAGUGUUGGGCUGAUCCGCACGACUUGCCGCCACCGACACCGACACCAGCGAUACGUCGACCACGAAAGCAUUCGGAAUCACAGGGCGCAUCUCGGAGUGGCAACAAUGCCGAGGCGGCGCUCCUGCUGCUCGACACCGUCGACGCCAAUGAUGUCGUACGUGCGCCGCUGACAGCACUGCCGUACAGGUCCGCUGCGCCCGCAAGUGCAACAAAUGAAUCCAGGGGCGAAAGAGACGCGAGCAGCGCGCAUCCUCUGCAAGCGUCAGCGAGUGCGGGAUUCACCACCGCAUCUGAUGUCUGGGCAGCACAUCGUUUCGCGAGUGCCCCCGACGACACCUCAACGGAUGCCACAGGAAUGGAGGCAGCGGGAGCAAGCGCCCGCUCCACCACCGAGCUCGAGCACCUCGCAUUCUACCUCCGUGAUGCACCGAGCGCGCACGCACACGCACGACACGCACACGCACCAGCAGCCUCCGUGCCCUCGAAUCAGCAGGCUGCUGAUGCGCUCUCGAUCGGCGCCAGUCUGCAGGGCAAUGCGUGCACCAGGCAUGAUGCGAUGCAGGGCGCACGCAUCGCAGGUACCAGCGAUGCCCCGGAUGAUGCCCUGUUGAUUGACUUUUGUGCACCGUAUGCAGCAAUCGACGGUGGUGAUGCUCCUGCAGGUGAUGAUGCACCAUCUACGACCGGGGCUGACAACUUGGGACCGGGUCGGUGUGUUGCGACCCCGGAGCAUACCCAAGCAGCAGUGUGA